Mercurialis annua (annual mercury) is the source of this 2013-nucleotide messenger RNA. RefSeq lists its product as uncharacterized. Bases 1 to 2013 code for a protein of 670 amino acids. The transcript is spliced from 5 exons. NCBI's taxonomy places the organism in Eukaryota, Viridiplantae, Streptophyta, Magnoliopsida, Malpighiales, Euphorbiaceae. The record is from RefSeq and is a predicted model, not a curated record.
AUGUCGAAAGCUUAUGAUAGGGUUGAAUGGAGCUUUCUCGAAUUGUUAAAGAAAAAAAUGGGGUUUCGGGUCCAUUUUAUCAAGCUCAUAAUGACUUGUAUAUCAUUUGCUUCUCUCACUUUUUUAAUUACCGGAGCACCUACUGGGUUCCUACAGCCGCAACGAGGUCUUCUCCAGGGUGAUCCCCUAUCCCCGUAUUUAUUUCUUAUUUGUUCUGAGGGGUUCUCUGCUCUUAUUAAGCGUGGGAUUCGUAAUAAGGCUAUCUCGGGUGGCAGAAUUUGCAAAAGUGGCCCUCGCAUCAAUCAUCUACUGUUUGCGGACGAUAGUGUGCUAUUUAUCAAGGCUACGGUUCAGGAGGGCGAAGCUGUGAAGCGUAUUACUAGCUCCUAUGAGCAGGCAUCCAGUCAGAUUGUCAAUAUUGACAAAUCUGGAAAACAUUUCAGCACUGGAGUCAGUCAAGCUAGUAGAGAGGUUCUUCACCAUCUGUUGGGGUUCAGGGUGGUCGAUCGUUUCAACAAAUAUCUUCGUAUGCCUAUGUUGAUUGGUCUUUCAAAGAAGCCAAUUUUUGCUUUUAUCCGUGAUCGCCUGCACAAACAUAUGCUCAGGUGGAAAGAAAGAUUCAUGUCAAAAGCAUGUAAAGAGGUUCUAAUUAAAUCCAUAGCUCAGUCUAUACCGACCUAUAUCAUGAGUUUCUUCGCGCUUCCGGUUUCUUUUUGCAAUGAGAUGCGCGGGAUCAUCUCGAAGUUUUGGUGGAGUGGAACGGAUGACAAAAAAAAUAUUGCUUGGCCGUUAUGUGCUCGGGCUUUCAAGGAAAAGUACUACUCGAGUACUGCAUUUGAGCUGGCCGGUCUGAGACAAGGUUCAAGCUUUAUCUGGCAGAGCAUAAUCGAAGAGAAGCGUGUUCUUGAUACCGGGCUUGCAUGGAGGAUAGGGAAUGGAGAAUCUGUUGACAUUUUGAAUGACAAAUGGAUUACUUCAGCGAACUAUAUGAGACCGAUCGGCAGUUCAAAUAUUCAUACUGGGUGCAAGGUUAAUCACUUCCUUAAUAGUGAUGGGUCAUGGGAUAUUGAUAAGCUGACAGCUUUGUUUUCCACCAAGGAUAGGGAGAACAUUCUGAAGAUUCCUUUUAGUAGGAACCUCCCUCUAUAUAAACUAUUUCGGACGUAUAAAAAAAAUGGUUUUCUCUAUAAAAUCUGGAGGAUCCUUCAUGAUUAUUUGCCUGUCAAUGUGAAACUUGCCCACAGAAUACCAGACGUCUCCAAGUUUUGCCCUAUGUGCGGUGUCGAAGAAGAGACUCAGCUGCAUGUAAUGAAAAACUGUAAGGUGGUCUGGGGUCUUUGGAUGUUAUCCCCGUUGAAUAUUCAUGUAGAUAGGGCCCACUAUGCGAGCGUGACAGACUGGAUAAAAGAGUUGUUCUCAGCGUUGAAGGAAAAAGAUGCCAAGGUUUUUGUUUUGAGCUUAUUGACGAUAUGGACUGAUCGCAAUAAUCUGGUUUUUGGAAAUGUUAGACCUCCUCCCAUGUCUCUAUCCAGGCACAUUGUUCCCAUGCAAAUUUCUAACUCGGACUCUCACCGGCUGUCAAUGGCGCUUAGACCAGAAGUCGCUCCCAAUUGGAUUCCACCCCCAAGUCGCUCCAUAAAGGUCAAUACUGAUGCAGCUAUGUCAAAUAGAGGCAACUUUUCAAUGGCUAGUGCUUCUGCUCGCAAACGAGCUUGUUUAUUACUUAUCGAGCUUAUUCGUGAACAAGCUCACUUACCUGGAGAUGUUGUCUAUUGUGAGUCAGAUGCAGCUACAGCCAAUAUCGUUAAACGACUCCUUAACCCUACUUGUGCUAUCGAUCCAAUUCAGCUUAUCGUUGACGACUGUUCUAUUGCUAUGAGAGCUCGCAUGGGUCAGUUCAACCACGUUCGAAGACAAUGUAAUCAAGUAGCUCAUGCUCUUGCUAAAUGGGGUAUAUUCAUAGACGGUGAAGUUCCUUUCUCGGUCAAUGAACUUGUUAAUUACGUUACUUAA